Molecule: messenger RNA, 4112 nt
Organism: Gymnodraco acuticeps
Lineage: Eukaryota; Metazoa; Chordata; Actinopteri; Perciformes; Bathydraconidae
Product: glutamate receptor 1-like
Biological process (GO): modulation of chemical synaptic transmission; synaptic transmission, glutamatergic
Cellular component (GO): plasma membrane; dendritic spine; AMPA glutamate receptor complex
Molecular function (GO): AMPA glutamate receptor activity; transmitter-gated monoatomic ion channel activity involved in regulation of postsynaptic membrane potential
Source: RefSeq, a predicted model, not a curated record
GUGCGUCUGGAGGGUCUGACGGGCCGUGUGCAGUUCGAUGAGCGGGGGCAGCGCACCAACUUCUCUCUGAGGGUGAUGGAGCUCGGCCUGGACACGCCGCGACAGAUCGGCUACUGGAGCGAGCGCAGAGGCUACGUGAACACGGCCAUCUACAAGCCGGUUCAGGAGGAGUUCCACGGCCUGCAGAACCGCACCUACGUGGUCACCACCAUCCUGGAAGCCCCCUACAUGAUGCUGAAGAAGAACCACGAGCAGUACGAAGGGAACGAGCGCUACGAGGGCUACUGCGCAGAACUGGCCGCCGAGAUCGCCAAACAUGUGGGCUUCGUUUACCGCCUAGAGCUGGUGGGGGACGGAAAGUACGGAUCCAGAGACGGAGAUACCAAGAUGUGGAACGGGAUGGUGGGAGAGCUGGUGUACGGGAAGGCAGAUGUGGCGGUGGCCCCCCUCACCAUCACGCUGGUGAGGGAGCAGGUGAUCGACUUCACGAAGCCCUUCAUGUCUCUGGGUAUCUCCAUCAUGAUCAAGAAACCCACCAAGUCCAAACCGGGGGUGUUCUCCUUCCUCGACCCGCUUGCCUACGAGAUCUGGAUGUGCAUCGUGUUCGCCUACAUCGGAGUCAGCGUGGUGCUCUUCCUGGUGAGUCGAUUCAGUCCGUAUGAGUGGAAAGGUGAAGACUCUGACGAUGAAGAUGAAACUCUACCCUGCUCUUCAUCACGACGAGCGCUGCCCACCUCCUCCUCUGAGCUCACUCACUCUCCAGGGUUCUCCCAGUCUCAGACCCAGAGCCAUCAGAAGGAGAAGGAGAAGGAUUCUCCUGAAUACACCAACGACUUUGGGAUCUUUAACUCUCUGUGGUUCUCUCUGGGCGCCUUCAUGCAGCAGGGCUGCGACAUCUCCCCCAGGUCGCUGUCCGGUCGCAUCGUGGGGGGGGUGUGGUGGUUCUUCACCCUCAUCAUCAUCUCCUCUUACACCGCUAACCUGGCUGCCUUCCUCACGGUGGAGAGGAUGGUUUCGCCCAUCGAGGGCUCCGAGGACCUGGCCAAGCAGACGGAGAUCGCCUACGGGACGCUGGACGGCGGCUCCACCAAAGAGUUCUUCAGGCGGUCAAAAAUCGCCGUCUUCGAGAAGAUGUGGUCGUACAUGCGCAGCACGGACCCCACAGUGUUCGUGAAGAACACCAACGAGGGCGUGAGCCGCGUCCGCAAGUCGAAGGGGAAAUACGCCUACCUGCUGGAGUCGUCCAUGAACGAGUACAUCGAGCAGAGGAAGCCCUGUGACACCAUGAAGGUCGGAGGAAACCUGGACUCCAAAGGCUACGGGGUGGCCACGCCCAAAGGAUCCGCCCUCAGUGUUUCUGUCUGUCUGUCGGCCCGUCUACCUGUCUGUGGUCAUCAGUUGUGCCUGUCUGACUGCUAACAACAACACAACAAACUGUCUCUCCAUCUAUCUAUCUAUCUAUCUGUCUAUCUCUCCAUCUAUCUCUCCAUCUGUCUAUCUCUCCAUCUAUCUAUCUAUAUAUCUAUAUAUCUAUCUGUCUAUCUCUCCAUCUAUCUAUCUAUCCAUCUAUCCAUCUAUCUAUCUAUCCAUCUAUCUAUCUAUCUAUCUAUCUAUCUAUCUGUCUAUCUCUCCAUCUGUCUAUCUCUCCAUCUAUCUAUAUAUCUAUCUGUCUAUCUCUCCAUCUAUCUAUCUCUCCAUCUAUCUAUCCAUUCAUCUAUCUAUCUAUCUAUCCAUUCAUCCCUACAUGAGCAUUGCUGCUGUCAGAUAAAAUGUGUAUUAUUUAUAAAUGUGUCGAAUCGUCGUUAAAUAAGAAUUUGUACUGAAUCAAAUGUGCUAAGGCCCUUUUAUUCAGUGACUUUAAUUGGGUUCUUCCUCGUCCCUUGUUACACCCGUCCACCAAGUUUCAUUCAAAUUGGGCCAGCAAUAACUCUGUAAUGCUGCCGACAAACCAAACCUCUACCGGAAAAUCUCCUCGUCGGAGUCAAAUAUGGAACAAGUGGUUGUAGUUCAAGGUACAGUUCAAACUCUGCAAAAUCCUGACUGGUUGGAAAGAAUCGUCACUUAAGCAGCGCAGGACCAAUGCCCAGCGUUUAUUUGUGCGUCAGUAGAGACCACACACAAAACAACGGUAGCUAAAGUGAAUCAGCAACAACACAGCAACCAUCUUGUAAAGCCCUACAGAACAUUUAGUAACACCAGAGGAAAUUAGUCCAACCACAUUUUGCCCAAAAAGGGAAAUUCAUAAAUAUAUUGUUGUAUAUGUUUUUGGUUCAUUGCAAGACACUGCAGAUGCUCAUUUAGACAGUAUGUCUAUAGUUCACAUACAAAGACCACAGAUGACGGAAUAAUUCAUUGCAAAUUGACGAUGAAGGAUCUUCUUUCCCAUUUGUGUAGACAUUCAGUUAUAAAGUUGUUGGUCUCUGAACGCUAGCUUUUCAAUUGAACGAAACCAAACGUCUUACCCCGGUUACAACAUUAAUAUAAUCAAGUUUAUUUGUACAUGUUUAUCCGACAGCAGCGUUUGAAAUUCAUGUUCCUUCUCUGUCCACGCUUCAUCAGAACGUCUUGUCCUCUUUCUUUCUGCUUCACGUCAGCGUUUUACAGACAACCCAGAGCCGGAGAACGGAGAUGAGCUCCACAGAUGAGAUUAGUAAAUCCUGAAUAUAAUAAUAGUAACGUAUGUUAUGUAAUUAGUAGGCCAGAAAUAUCAAUCAGCGUAGUAAAACAGAAGCGAGCAAAUUGGCUUUCUGCCUUCGCUGUCAAAUGUGUUUUGUUUUGUUGAAAGGAAGUGAAGGGUUUCUGAUGGCAGAUUGUAAAUCAGAAAGUUACUCACCAGUAUUUUUGAGCAGUUGCCUAGCAACACAUUUGAGUUAAAGCCCUUAAUGCUGAGCAUAUUGGAUAAUCAGCGUUACACAGAUCACUAGUUCCAUCUGAACAGACUCUGUUCUCUGCCUCUGGGUUCCUCUCCGUGCUAACAGCUGACCGUGUCCAGUCAACAGCUCCAUCGUCUCCGCUGACUAACUCCAUCACACUCAGCUCUACUGCUGCCAUCAGCUCUGCUCACACUAAAAGGGGAACUCUGGUAGGAAUCAACCCUCCAACACAGUGUUGAGAGAGAACACAGACGGUAAUGAAAUCCUUCAUAUAAUGUACGUCACGUUAAAGGGUUUGAUUUUGCCUCCGGCUCCGACAACAUUAUGGAAAGGGAGCCUACAGAGAAAUGAAUCAUGUCUCUUCUGAAAGAUUCUAGGAGAGUCGAUCUGCGCCAGUGUUGUCAUAGUUUGUCGUAAAGUAAUCUGAAAUAUUGUGCAUGUCAUUGCUGACAACAUGUGGAGUAUUGCAUGAUUUCAGACUUCUUCACUAAGAGGUGAAGGCUAACGUUAGCAUUGAUUUGCAACCCCAUUACUGUUAUGGAGUAAUUACAGUUACAGGGUUUUAGUUUCUGCAGUUCAAUGUUUUAUCUUUAGUCAAAUGUUCACGUAUAAUUAUAAAAUAACUUUGUUUUAGUCUAACAUCUCACUAAAGUAAACAAAACAAAAGUUGACCAUUAAUACCUGAGCUAGCCAAAUCAAUUAUUUAUAAUGGUUUACUACCUGUUUUUCUCAAAUACACAACAGAACAUUUUAAAAUAAAGGGUUCAUUUUUCAAACGUGUUUUUGUCUAAAUUCUCCUCUAAUUAUGGAACAACAAUCUGAGGCAAAACAAACGUUAGUAAAUGUACGAAGGAUUGCAUUAGCGCCUGUUUAGCAGCUGUAGUGCUCUCGCUCAAUACUGAACACAUUUGUCACUUAGAAACAAAAACGUUGGGAAAAAAGGGUCCAGGUUGAAACAUCCAGAAGUUCCCCUUUGAAACACCAUCACUACAAUGCUAUCGUUUGGAGACCUUUUGUUCCAAAAUGACGUUUCAGUUGAUUGAUUACAAAGAAUAUGUAACAGAAUCCCUUUAGAACAAAAGUCUUCUUUUGGCCGUCAUCAUAAUAAUUGUAUUGUUAUCGUCCAUGUACUGGUUGGCCUGUCAAUAAUCAUUCUAUUAAUUCAUGUUUCUUUAAAAACAUCUCUGCUACCGUCUGUACGGAGCCCCUAAAGGGACAUGUUAAAACAUUUUAAAAAAC